This is a messenger RNA of Lodderomyces beijingensis, 849 nucleotides long. The record is from the annotation of a GenBank genome assembly. Lineage: Eukaryota; Fungi; Ascomycota; Pichiomycetes; Serinales; Debaryomycetaceae.
AUGUACAGAGCCGUGCGAUCUCUCAAUAGAGUGCUACUACAUCAGACUCGCUUUUCAAGAACCUAUUUGGCCGCGCCCGCCCCCGCGUCGCUGGCAACACGAACCAUAGCACCAACGCGAUCAAGUCGUGCUGCAAGAUGGACCCAAUCGGUGCGGACGCUAUUCAUCCAGACCGCGGAGACGCCAAACGAGCAAGCGUUGAAAUUUCUCCCAUCGACGUCGAUAUUAGGCGAGAAUGAAACGCGCGAGUUUCUAAGCGGCAGAGAAGCACACUGUUCCCCCUUGGCCGUGCGAUUAUUCAGCAUCGACGGCGUGAAAUCCAUCAUGUUUGGCUCAAACUUCAUCACGGUGGAGAAAUCGCCGCACUACGAGUGGCCGUUGCUCAAGCCCGAGAUCUUCGCCAUCUUGACGGAGUAUUUGAACCAGGGCUUGCCUAUAAUUAACCACGAUGAAGAUGCCGCGGGGGGCGGAUUAUCGAGCGAUGUCGCGUUCAAUGAGGAUGACGACGAGGUGGUGCAGAUGAUCAAGGAGUUGAUUUUUACGAGGAUAAGGCCCGCGAUCCAGGACGAUGGCGGAGACAUUGAGUUUGUUGAGUUCAGACCCGAUGACGGCACGGUGUUUUUGAAGUUGAAAGGCGCUUGUCGUAGUUGCGAUUCGAGCUCGGUGACGUUAAAGAAUGGCAUUGAGAGCAUGUUGAAGCAUUACAUUGAAGAAGUGCAGGCGGUGGAGCCUGUUGAAGACGCCGUGGAAGACGCCGUGGAAGAGGAGCCGGAUAUGGCCAAGUUUCAGGCGCAGGUUUUGCCUAGAAGCAGAGCACGCGAGGAGAACGAGGCCCCUCCUGCCUUAUGA